Molecule: messenger RNA, 753 nt
Organism: Symbiodinium sp. CCMP2592
Lineage: Eukaryota; Dinophyceae; Suessiales; Symbiodiniaceae
Source: the annotation of a GenBank genome assembly
AUGCAUGGGUGUAUGCAUGCAUUGAUAGACCUGUAUGUGUGCAGGAGAGCAGCAUUUCUGGAGUCAGAAAAAUAUGCAGUCAACUUUGAUGCCGUUAAUUGUGCCAACAUCUUUGCCGUCCUGCGUGUUGGCACGUGGCAGGUUCUUGACGACAGGCGCAGGAUUCGGCUGUACAGCUCUGGCGGUUCUGCAUUGCGCAUGGCGGCAUCACGGUUCAUACGCUACGGAAGCACUGGCGAGAUUGAGGACGUUCUAGAGUUCCAGAUCGCAAGCGCUAUCAUUGCUGGUGACGCGGAAGUGAGUAGCCACGAGCCCCACUUGUUUCAGCUGUGCUUGGAUUUCCACCACGACGACACAGCGAUGGCCUUGCUGUCCCGUGGGGUACCUGGCUGCAGGUUGAAGGUGAGGCACCUCGGACCCUAUGCCCCAAGAAUGGUUUCUUGCGGAUGCGCUUGCGAAAGCCACGGGACAUGCUGCGGAUUCUGUUGCUGGGGAUCGGACAUCGGAGUCGGCAACACAGAUGCUUUGGAGUUCGGCAAGGAGCACAUCCUGGCCCUGCAGUCGGACGGGCCACUGCUGGAUCGCGCCAUCCGCAGUCUCUCGAACAAGUACCGCCCUCGUCUGUGGCCUGCGAUCCCGCGGGACGCACCAGGCGAGCCAGAUGAGGAGGCCGACGAUGAUGAAGCCGCCAUCGUCAUAGAGACCAACCUCCGCACCAACUCCAGCCUAGGCUUUCCGAGCUACGAGCAUUGA